GGCGAGCGGAGCGGGCUGGGGAGGCUGGGAGAGCGGCGGAGCAGCGAGUGAGGAGGCAGCGCAGCCGGAGGAGGCGCGGAGGGCGCGGGCGCCAGGCCUGCGGGGUGCACUUGGCCGAGCGCGCGGAGGGAGCGCCCGGCUGGAGCUCGCAGCUCCCGCCACCAGCGCGCAGGGCGGCGCGGAGCCCCCGGCGCGGGGCGCGGGGCGCAGGGCGCGAGCGAGCGGAUCGUUGUUCCGCCGUCGCCCUCCCGACUCUGCCGGGCAACCGCUCCCCGGACAACUCCGCGGCGGAAGGCGCCACGAGCCUGGCCGGCCUGGCGGCGGCACACGGCGGAGGGGCGCGGACCAGCCUCCCCAGCCCGGCCCGGGCUGCAGCCGAGCGGCGCGGGGACCUGACGGCGGCCGCGGAUGAGAAAACCUGGGCCACGUGGGCAGCAAAUAAAAUCCCUGUUGAGAACAACAAUAAAAUACCCUCGUGUACAUAUAUAUAUCUCUAAAGACGCAAAGACACCCCACGCCUGUGGUCUGACUGGAGCUUAGACCAGCCCUGUGAGCUGCCGGGAGCUUCCUGCCCGUCUGACGAUGGCUCCCGAAUCCCUCCCAGAUUCUUCCCACUAGCAACAAGCCAGGUGAUGUUUCGUAGCACGUGCAGCUCAUCGUACAUAUUUCACACUCGUGCUUUCCUGUAUCUGUGCCGCAUCUCUGUGCAAAAGACUCCUGUCCCCACUUCUCGGAGGAGAAAACUGAGGCUCCUGGAGGAUGUUUUCUGAGCUCCUACGAUGUGCCAGACGGUUGGAGGAACUGGCCACUUGGAGAAUAGUCCCUUCCCCUGAGGGGCCCACAGUCUGGUGGGGGAGACAGACAGACAAGUAAACAGAUUGUGACCCACUUUCAACUGUUUUCGUGGCCCACUAAUGGGCUGCCCUUCACAGUUCACGGCAGUAGAGCACGCCCCGCCCCUGCAGGGGAGGUCUGCCCUGCACCGCACUCUGAAGAGACAGAAAUCAAUAGCGGAGCAUCGUUUCCUCGAGGGGCCCGCAGCCUGGCCAGGACGGCACACCUGCAGCCUGACGGCGAGAACGGUGCUGUGUGGAGGGCUGCCUGCUGGGCACGGCGAUGAGUGAGCAGGCCCAGCGGACAAGGAUGGGGAGCCGCACCCAGGAGGGCGAGGAGUGAUGCCCCGCCGUCCCCCAUGACCGCCCUCGGAGUGGGGGUCCCCAGGCCCUGGCAGACUGCUGACCCUCAGCCCGCCAACUGCUAAGGGUGGGACUUGAGACGUUUCCCUGUGGAUGGUCCCCUCCCCUGCUGCUCCACCAUGAGGCUCCUCGUGGCCCCCCUCUUGCUAGCCUGGGUGGCUGGUGCCUCUGCCGCGGUGCCCGUGGUCCCCUGGCGUGUGCCCUGCCCCCCUCAGUGCGCCUGCCAGAUCCGGCCCUGGUAUACGCCCCGCUCGUCCUACCGCGAGGCCACCACCGUGGACUGCAAUGACCUGUUCCUGACGGCCGUGCCCCCGGCGCUGCCCGCGGGCACGCAGACCCUGCUACUGCAGAGCAACGGCAUCGCCCGCGUGGACCGGAGCGAGCUCGGCUACCUGGCCAACCUCACGGAGCUGGACCUGUCCCAGAACAGCUUUUCCGACGCCCGGGACUGUGACUUCCGGGCCCUGCCCCAGCUGCUGAGCCUGCACCUGGAGGAGAACCAGCUGACCCGCCUGGAGGACCACAGCUUUGCGGGGCUGGCCAGCCUGCAGGAGCUCUAUCUCAACCACAACCAGCUGCGCCGCAUCGCCCCGCGGGCCUUCGCCGGCCUCGGCAACCUGCUGCGGCUGCACCUCAACUCCAACCUGCUGCGGGCCGUGGACAGCCGCUGGUUCGAGAUGCUGCCCAGCCUGGAGAUCCUCAUGAUCGGGGGCAACAAGGUGGACGCCAUCCUGGACAUGAACUUCCGGCCCCUGGCCAACCUGCGCAGCCUGGUGCUGGCCGGCAUGAGCCUGCGGGAGAUCUCCAGCCACGCCCUGGAGGGGCUGCGGAGCCUGGAGAGCCUCUCCUUCUACGACAACCAGCUGGUCCGGGUGCCCCGGCGGGCGCUGGAGCAGGUGCCCGGCCUCAAGUUCCUGGACCUGAACAAGAACCCGCUGCAGCGGGUGGGGCCCGGGGACUUCGCCAACAUGCUGCACCUCAAGGAGCUGGGGCUGAACAACAUGGAGGAGCUGGUUUCCAUCGACAAGUUCGCCCUGGUCAACCUCCCCGAGCUGACCAAGCUGGACAUCACCAACAACCCGCGGCUGUCCUUCAUCCACCCCCGCGCCUUCCACCACCUGCCCCAGAUGGAGACCCUCAUGCUCAACAACAACGCGCUCAGUGCCUUGCACCGGCAGACGGUGGAGUCGCUGCCCAACCUGCAGGAGGUGGGUCUCCACGGCAACCCCAUCCGCUGCGACUGCGUCAUCCGCUGGGCCAACGCCACCGGCAGCCGCGUCCGCUUCAUCGAGCCGCAGUCCACCCUGUGCGCGGAGCCGCCGGACCUCCAGCGCCGCCCGGUCCGGGAGGUGCCCUUCCGCGAGAUGACGGACCACUGCCUGCCCCUCAUCUCCCCCCGCAGCUUCCCUCCCAGCCUCCACGUGGCCGGCGGACAGAGCCUGGUGCUGCACUGCCGGGCGCUGGCGGAGCCAGAGCCUGAGAUCUACUGGGUCACUCCGGCUGGGGUUCGACUGACAGCGGCCCGUGCAGGCAAGAGACACCGGGUGUACCCCGAGGGGACCCUGGAGCUGCGGAGGGUGACGGUGGCAGAGGCGGGGCUGUACACCUGUGUGGCCCAGAACCUGGUGGGGGCCGAUACCAAGACCGUCAGUGUGGUGGUGGGCCGGGCUCCCCUGAAGCUAGGCAGGGACAAGGGAUGGGGGCUAGAGCUCCGGGUGCAGGAGACCCACCCCUAUCGCAUCCUGCUCUCUUGGGUCCCCCCACCCAACACCAUCGCCACCAACCUCACCUGGUCCAGCGCCUCCUCCCUCCGGGGCCAGGGGGCCACUGCUCUGGCCCGCCUGCCUCGGGGCACCCACAGCUACAACAUCACCCGCCUCCUUCAGGCCACGGAGUACUGGGCCUGCCUGCAAGUGGCCUUUGCUGAUGCCCACACCCAGUUGGCCUGCGUAUGGGCCAGGACUAAAGAGGCCACUCCCUGCCACAGAGCCUUAGGGGACCGGCCUGGGCUCAUUGCCAUCCUGGCCCUGGCUGUCCUCUUGCUGGCAGCCGGGAUAGCAACCCACCUCGGCCCUGGCCAGCCCAGGCAGGGGGUGGGUGGGCGGCCUCUCCUUCCAGCCUGGGCUUUCUGGGGCUGGGGUGCCCCCUCAGUCCGGGUGGUGUCUGCACCCCUCGUCCGGCCCUGGAAUCUGGGACAGAAGCUGCCCACGUCCUUAGAGGGGGAGACAGGGUCACCACCAUUGUCUCACAAUUCCUGGAGCUCGUCCUGUCCUCCGCAGUAGAGAGAAAACAAGGACCGCUUUUUAACAAAAGGGAAGCGAUCUGGGCCUGAUGCCCUGCCAAGAACGUGACAUGGACCCACGUGCUCAAGGCCGGACCAUGACAGACGGGGUCGGUGGCCCCAGGGCCUGCUCCUGCCACCCCCCAACCAUGGCCCUUCCCUUCUGGGGGGCUCCUCUGCUGCCUCUUUGAGGAGCCUCUGCAAGGGACAGAAGGACUCUGGCGCAAACCUCCCACCUCCCCAGCUGUCUACAUGCCCAGAGGCUCCUGGGCAGCGCCUGGCUGUCCCCUGCCCGUGUCCCCAGGCCCUCGGUCCUCAGGAUGUGCCCCUCCUCUGCCGUUUCUCUGUUCAGCCUCAGUUGCUUGCUCCUCCCCCUCCCGGGCAAGGGCUGAAGGAGGCCUCUCCUCCCACCGUCCCAGCGACCCCAGCCUGCUCUGAAGGACACUUGGACGAGGCUGCCCAGGACCCCGCCGCCCCCUGGCAGCCCGGUUGGCGCUGGAGGUUGACUUUCUACAGGCAGUUUUGUACCUUUGCGGAGGAAUGUGUCGCCUCCCCCAGCCCAGUUCGCUCUUUUCUCCUGUUUUGUAAAAAAUAAAAGUAAAUAAGAAAAACGUGCUAAGGAGGGAAAGGAGACCAAAGGGAAAUAGUCCUUUGAAUCCUGAGUACAAAC
Molecule: messenger RNA, 4147 nt
Organism: Myotis myotis
Lineage: Eukaryota; Metazoa; Chordata; Mammalia; Chiroptera; Vespertilionidae
Gene: LRRN2
Product: leucine rich repeat neuronal 2
Exons: 5
Coding region: 1316-3478 (720 amino acids)
Molecular function (GO): protein binding
Source: RefSeq, a predicted model, not a curated record